Molecule: messenger RNA, 882 nt
Organism: Plasmodium gonderi
Lineage: Eukaryota; Apicomplexa; Aconoidasida; Haemosporida; Plasmodiidae
Product: conserved Plasmodium protein, unknown function
Exons: 2
Coding region: 1-882 (293 amino acids)
Source: RefSeq, a predicted model, not a curated record
AUGGAGAGAUUUAGCGCGAAAUUGAGAAAACGUUUCCUAACAUUUGAGGAAGGGAAAGAACUAGUUAUGAGUACACUCAAAACAGGAAGAGGAAUCGAAAUUCUUAACAAAGCCUUUAGCCAUAAAAUCUUGCUAAGAUAUGCAUUUGAUAAAAUAAAAAUUAGUGACAAAAACCAAGUUAGGGACAAAAAUCAAGUUAGGGACAAAAACCAAAUUAGGGACAAACUAAAAUCGGACGCAAAACAAAAUGAUUGCAUUAAGUUGUGGCAUAUAGAACGAAACAUCAAGUCAAAUUUUGUUAAAUUAUUUAACGAAUUAUAUUGUAAAUCUAAAAGGAAGAAACAUGUUAAGGAGAAUAAUGGAAGACUUAAAUUUUUCAAAGGAUUUAAAAAAAUAUAUGGAAUAAUAAAAAUUGAGGCAAUAGCAAAUUUACACGUGAAGAAGUUAUUGAAAUUUUUUUUUUUCAAAUUAUGCACACAUUAUAAGUGUAAGAGCAUUACCAAUAAUAAUAAAGGGAAAAUAAAAAGAGAAAUAAAAAGAGAAAUAAAAAGAGAAGUAAAAAGAGAAAUAAAAAGAGAAGUAAAAAGAGAAAUAAAAUUCGUGCCACACAAAGAAGAAAAUUCAGCAAAAUACAUUACACAUUGUGAAAUUUCAAAAGGUUAUACGUACUUUAAACACACUCGUAACAAUUUAAAAAAAAAAAUUCCCUCAAACUAUUUCUCCCAUAACGACAUAAUACCAGUAAAUUACCCAUAUGAUACUUAUGUUAUAGAAAAAGAUGAAGUGCUCAAGAUAGACUCGUUUUCAAAUGCAUACACCUUAUUACCAUUAACACCUCAUUAUUAUUACAAUUUACCGUCUAUAAGAUUGUCUCAUAGUUGA